AUGGCAGAUUCCUUCAACGACUUAUCGCGACCCCCUCCAGUCGACUCCGCGUCCCAACUGCCCCCGCUCUCGUCGCAUGGCGCUACGACUCCCGCAGCCCACAACGGCGGCGACAGCAGCUAUGUCCCUCGGCCGAAGCGUAUUGCCUGCGUUGUUUGCAGGCGGAGAAAGUUGAGAUGUGAUGGGAGGAAACCAAGCUGUGGGACAUGCUCCAGGUUAGGCCAUGAAUGCGCUUAUGAUGAAGUGCGCAAGAAGAGUGGUCCGAAGCGGGGCUAUGUGAAGCAGUUGGAGGCACGGCUAGCCCAGGUCGAAACCUUGCUGAUGAGCAAUGAGCCAGGCGCAACCCAGCCGCCUUCAGCGCCGCAAAGUAAUGACUUCAAUAAUCUUCCGCUGCCGGAUAACUCGAUGUCUGGAAUGCCCGAAAUCCCUGAGAUCCCCGAUAUACCCGAAAUGCCAGAGCUUCAGCAUGAUAUUGACAGCUCUAUCUCGCCUCCGGGAACCCUCGGACAGCAGCCCCAGUCGGCUCCGGGCUAUCUGCCUGGAGGUGGAUUUGGCAGCGAUUUGAGAUGGGAUAUGAUAGGCUUGGGGUUGGAAGAACCUCUUCCAAACCAAGAUGUCAUUGAUGAAUUAAAUCAAAUCUAUUUCGAGAAAAUCCACCCGUCAACACCCAUCAUACAUAUGCCCCGAUUUCUAACGGCCAUGAACUUGUCCUAUAACGUGCGGCCUCCGGUGUACCUGCAGUACGCUGUAUGGUGUGCCGCAGCCUCCGUAAGCGACAAAUAUAACAACUUACAUGCGCAUUUCUACCAGCGAGCUCGCAAAUAUGCCGAGUUAGCGGAGAUGAAGGGGAUGGGAGAAGGUAUCAUUUCCUUGGCAUACUGUCAAACAUGGCUGCUUGUCGGGUUUUACGAAUUCAGGAUGAUGUACUUUCCACGAGCGUGGUUGAGCGUCGGGAGAUGUGCAAGACUGGUGUUGAUGAUGGGGUUGAAUCGAAUUGACGGUAUAGGCAUCGAAGUGAAACAGUGUUUACCGCCAGCCAAAGAUUGGACAGAGAAAGAAGAGCGACGGAGGGUUUUCUGGAUGGCAUUCUGUGCUGAUCGAUAUGCCAGUAUCGGAACUGGGUGGCCCAUGACGAUGGAUGAAAGAGAUAUAAUGACCAACCUUCCUGCUUCCGAGGAAGCCUUUGUCACGGGCAAACCGCAGCAGGCCCCACGUCUCGCAGAUCUUAUGGUGGGAGACGGAGCCUCGAUUUUGUCUCCUUAUGGAAGCAAUGUGUUCAUGGCUUCUUUAUUCGGUCGAAACCUCACUCACCUCCAUCGUCCCGAUCCACAGGACAAUGAUAAUGAUCUAAAUGGCGAGUUUUGGAAGCGCCACAGGUCUUACGACAACAUACUACUCAACUUUGCCUUGUCACUGCCAAACCAUCUCCGCUUACCGGCCGGGAUAGCCGAUCCGAAUGUAAUCUUCUGCAACAUGAGCAUCCAUACUUCUACCAUAUGUCUCCACCAGGCUGCGAUAUUCAAAGCUGAAAAGAACAAAAUGCCGAGUCAGAUCGUCACAGAGAGCAAGCGGCGGUGUAUCGUUGCGGCCGACCAAAUUUCUAGCAUUAUGAAAAUUAUUAGCCAUUUGGAUUUGACAACUAUGAAUCCUUUCAUGUCAUUCUGUGUCUAUGUCGCUGCGCGCGUAUUUGUUCAAUAUCUCAAGUCUCGCCCAAGUGACUCAACUGUUCAGUCGUCUCUACAAUUCGUCUUGUCUGCUCUUAACGCUUUGAGGAGCAAGAAUCCUUUGACCGAGUCCUUCAUGCUCCAGUUGGAUGUGGAUAUCGAGGGAACUGCAUACCAAAAUUUCAUUAACCCUUCACCUGGGGGCUGCCCUAUGACCCAAAAACUCCAGAAAAUAAAAUCUCCCGACGACCCUGUUGAAUGUAUCCCUAUAAUACAUAUUCGUGAUGAACCUGGAACUACAGAAAAUCCCAGACAAGAUGUGCCUCAACCAUCCUAUUCUGGCAACACUGGGCGGUCUGGUUUCCCUACAACGGGGCCUCUCCCAAGUCGACAAAAGCAAACUCCAGCACAGCAACCGAACAUGAACAUUAACGGAGUGUCUAAUUUCAACCCCGGCACUGAAAUUGCAGGCUCAGGAGUAAGUGCCGAUAUGGACUACUCACCCGACCUUAGCGACAGGAAUAAUGCACCGUCGGACCACCCGACACCAUCGACGAUCAACUCAUGUUCAAACACAUCCUCCUCUAAAACGGAUCAGACCUCACCAGCGACCAUACAACAGCAAUCAUCUCUAAAUAAUUCAAACCAAGGCUCCAUGCACUCACUAGAUGGCGCAAAUAUACUCAACAUAUCGCCAGGCGGGGGUAAUCUCGGCGCCGGUCAAUGCCUCCCCGGCUACUCCGAAACCCCCUUUAACGCCACGGGGCCAGGGGAUUCAUUCUCCAUGUCCUCUACGUGGGAAUACUCAGCUACGCAAUCGUCAGACCACGCUAAUCUUGUCAUGACACCCGGAGGAAUGGACUCGUUAAACGAAGCUCAAUGGGCGCAACUACUAAACGGGACAAACUGGGAUGCGUGGCGAAAUUGA
Messenger RNA from Aspergillus wentii DTO 134E9, 2592 nucleotides. Its product is annotated as putative C6 transcription factor Prf. The record is from RefSeq and is a predicted model, not a curated record. NCBI's taxonomy places the organism in Eukaryota, Fungi, Ascomycota, Eurotiomycetes, Eurotiales, Aspergillaceae. The coding region runs from base 1 to 2592 and encodes 863 amino acids. Gene Ontology annotation, biological process: DNA-templated transcription; regulation of DNA-templated transcription. Gene Ontology annotation, cellular component: nucleus. The transcript is spliced from 6 exons. Gene Ontology annotation, molecular function: DNA binding; zinc ion binding; DNA-binding transcription factor activity, RNA polymerase II-specific.